AUGUCAGGCCCAAAAGAAGAGGCCAACAAGGAGGAGAUGUGCAGUGCAGAAUCAUCGAACAGUCAAGGCAGCCUGGACUCCAACAGGGAGGAUGACAGAGCUUCUCUCAUCCUGACCCUCACUCUCUGCAAUGUGAGGAAGAUUGAGCUCUCUAAGGCAGCCCAAGUCUUUGAGGUGUUUGCAACUCAAAUCUAUCACUUUGAAACCCGUGGAGCCAAAAAGCCCAAGAACUCUGUGGAUGAUCUUGACAUUUUUGUUGAAUGUGAAGUUCACAGCGCUGAUGUUGGUAUCCUUAUCACCUCCUUAAAGAGAGUAGCAAAGGAUGUGAAAACCAGCAGAGAAGACAAAGUGCCCUGGUUUCCCAGAAAAAUUCAGGAUCUGGACAAGUGUCAUCAUCUGAUCACUAAAUAUGAUCCCAGUUUGGACCACGGUCACCCAGGAUACUCUGACCUGGAGUAUAACAAACGGAGGGCAUUCUUUGCCGACCUGGCCUUUAAUUACAGAGCAGGAGAUCCUUUACCUCACAUUGAGUACACAGCACAGGAAACAGCAACUUGGAGAGAAGUCUACAGGAAGCUGAGGAGCCUUUACCCUACUCACGCCUGUACACAGUACCUGGAUGCUUUCCAGCAGCUCGAGAAACACUGUGGCUACCGAGAGGAUAACAUCCCUCAGCUUAAGGACGUCUCCAGGUUUUUAAAAGAGAGAACAGGUUUCCAGCUGAGACCAGCUGCAGGACUGCUGUCUGCUCGUGACUUCCUUGCCAGCCUGGCAUUUCGUGUCUUCCAGUGCACACAGUAUAUAAGGCAUUUCUCUUCUCCUAUGCAUUCCCCAGAACCAGACUGCUGCCAUGAGUUGUUGGGUCAUGUUCCCAUGCUGGCUGACAGGGAGUUUGCCCAGUUCUCACAGGAUAUUGGACUGGCUUCUCUUGGAUCAUCUGAAGAGGAGAUUGAGAAACUGGCCACACUUUACUGGUUCACUGUGGAGUUUGGCCUCUGCAAGCAAAAUGGAUUGAUCAAAGCUUAUGGGGCAGGAUUGCUUUCAUCUUAUGGGGAGCUGAUGUAUGCUUUGUCAAACAAGCCAGAGUACAAGCUUUUUGAUCCAGAAGUGGCUGCAGUUCACCCCUAUCAGGAUCAAGCCUUCCAGCCUGUCUAUUUCGUAGCAGAAAAUCUGGAAGAUGCCAAGGUCAAGCUUCAGAGUUAUGCAAUGAAGAUCAAGAAGCCUUUUGCUCUGCACUAUGACCCCUUCACCGGCAGCAUUGAGGUUUUGAACUCACUGCAGAAAGUCAAGAGGGCACUCCACCAGAUAAAAGAGGAACUGAAAAACUUCUGCUUGGCCCUUGAAAACCUCUCAUAA
Poecile atricapillus (Black-capped chickadee) is the source of this 1356-nucleotide messenger RNA. Its product is annotated as tyrosine 3-monooxygenase-like. Gene Ontology annotation, biological process: dopamine biosynthetic process from tyrosine. The record is from RefSeq and is a predicted model, not a curated record. Lineage: Eukaryota; Metazoa; Chordata; Aves; Passeriformes; Paridae. Gene Ontology annotation, cellular component: perikaryon; axon; cytoplasm. Gene Ontology annotation, molecular function: tyrosine 3-monooxygenase activity; iron ion binding. The transcript has 12 exons. The coding region runs from base 1 to 1356 and encodes 451 amino acids.